Messenger RNA from Leishmania mexicana MHOM/GT/2001/U1103, 2721 nucleotides. RefSeq lists its product as hypothetical. The record is from RefSeq and is a predicted model, not a curated record. Bases 1 to 2721 code for a protein of 906 amino acids. NCBI's taxonomy places the organism in Eukaryota, Euglenozoa, Kinetoplastea, Trypanosomatida, Trypanosomatidae. The transcript has a single exon.
AUGGAGGUACUCCAGCGCGAGUGCUGGUUUCACAGAGAGCAGGCGACUCCUCAUUCCACGAAGGUUGACACUGCAGUUCUUGAGGGGUACGUUGCGCGCGGUCGAGCUACGCUCGCGGCCGUGACGCUGUCGGACGGACGUGAUGUUUUCUCCGUAGCCGUCAAGGAGGCUUCUCAGGGGGAUGUCAAGGGACUGCCAUGCGGCGCACGGUCACUGCUGAUCGACCGCACUGAUGACAGCAUUGUGUGUCGCGGCGUCAACAAGUUCUUCGACCUAAAUGAGGUGGGUGACAGCUGGCUGAGUGAUUCCUCCCUGUGGACGGGCGUGUACCGUAUGUGGGCUGUGCGCAAAAUGGCUGGGUUUAUCGUCACGAUAUUCUCGCUCGACGGCAUGCGGCUGGAGAUGAUGAGCAAGCACGUUCUCGAUGGCCCUCACGUCGACGCAGCGCGCGAGCUACUGGAGAAGGUGAGUGAGGCCCAACGAGCCCGAUUGGCGGCAGAUCUAUUCGAAUGGGGAGCGUGCGCGUGCUGCGAGUGCAUUCGACGCACGCAGGAUUACCGUCACCCGGUGCUGGAGGCGCAACAGUUUGACCAGCAAAUUGUCCUGAUUGCGGUGCAGAGGCGCACACAGCUGCGGGAGGAAAGCUUGUGCUUCUCGGAGUUGGCGACCUUGGCUGAGCGAUGGGGUCUUGGCUGCGCUCCAGGUGUGGCUGUGCCGAACAGUGCGGCCCUGCGCUGUGUGUUCGCUGCCACGACGUCGUGGAAUGCGACGUACACCCCCUUUGACACGUGCCCGCAGCUUGCGGAAGGGUUUGUGCUGCUAAUCGAGAUGGCAGGGCCGACGACGACCCCCGUGCACCGAUGGUGCCUCCCAUUGCGACUCAAGCUAAAGACACCCAAGUACGUUGUGCUGCGAGCCUUCCGCUCUCUCGUGUGCGGCGACUCACGCCCACAGAGCUAUGUCUAUCAUCAGGCGCUGCUGGGCUGGCUUCAGCUCCGAAGCGCUGCGGAGGUUCGACGUCGUGUGGAGGAGGUAGGGGUGCAUGCCCUGAACAACGAUUUCGAGUCGGGCUUACUGGCGCAGCAGCGGGUGCGACACCGAGACUCCCAAGAGACGGUCGGCGACGCGCUUGCUCGCCUCCAGCGCACGACGGCGCUCAUAGCCUGCCCGCGCGGUCGGUGCCCUCUCACGGUGGUGGUGCUCUGCGGCUUACCGGGGGCCGGUAAGUCGACGCUGGCGAUGGCGCUCUCGCGCCUGCUUGCCUCACAGGAGGGGGUGUCUCCGUUCAGCUUUGUCGUGCAUCUGAGUCGCGACGCAGUGUCCUGCGCCGUGGCGGCUGACCACGGGAUCACGGACGCAAGCAGCAAGCAUAAACAGCGACGGCUGGGCGCGCUGGUUCACCAGACCCUGUGCGAUCAGAUGCGGGAGGUGGCGUGCUUCUCCGCUGAGACGGAGCAGAGCGGCCUUCUUCUUUUCGAUGCGUGCAACGCGACGCAGAAAAGUCGACACAUAUGGCGGCAGUGCUUCCCGACAACGCUGCACAAGUACGAGGUAGCUUACGUGGAAUGCUCGGACGCCACUGCGAUGGCGCAGCGUGCUGCCAGGCGUGACGGCCACGAGGUGCUGCUCAGCGCUGCCGAGGCGCAGCAGGCGCUCUAUGCAGUGCGCAAAAAGUUUCAGCCUCCUUCUCUGGAGGAGGCUGCGUGGCGCGUGGACACGAAGGGGCGCUGCGUAGAAGAAGCGGCAGCUAGCUUGCGCACUCAUCUUGCGCAAAGAGCGCCGCCAUCGAGCUGCGCCGACUGCUGUCGAAUUCUGACAAUCUCAGCGCUACGGGAUGAGAGGGGUGAGAGUCAUGCAACUCUGCUGCACAAUCUGCUCGGCGUAUCGGAGGCUACCACCGAGACACUUGCCAGCAUGCUGUUGUCCGUGAACUCGGCCCCAAAGGUGGCGAGGGCAACUUCUCUACAGCUGCGACUCGACUGCUCAACGGAGGCGCUUCGCUGCGCUGCCGCGCAGCUGAUUUCUUCCUCGCUCGACGAGCCGCACGAGCCAGCCGUGUUUUUUGCCUCUGUCGGCCGUCUUCUCUUCCGGGGAGUCUCGGCAGCACUUCGAGGUUUUUCAUGGGCACCCUCCUCCCCUGUUACUGGGCAUGUAGCCAGGGGGCAUUUAAAGUGGUUGCGUGGCUGGCUGCUGCGCGGGGGCGAUCCAAGUGGGCCUGCGGAGUUGGGGAAGGCGCUACGGGAGCGGUUCGCGGUGGAGCCGGCGAGGCCGCACGUGACGCUACUCUACAUCAACUCUGCAGCGGGGGCAACAAGUGCCAAUCAGGCCAUGUCCGAGUAUCUCUCCCAGACUGGCAUGCACCUCGGCCAGGAGGUGACGGUGAAGGUUACAUCUCUUCUUUUGGACCGCCAUGCCUUGAGCUUUGGCGUUACAUUGACAGGUGGGCAGCAGGUGCAAGGGCAGAGUAUGCAUGUCACCAGAGGCACUGUCACCCGCCUGCACAUCACAGUGGGCACCGCACCCGGUGUCGCUGCCUCCUAUGCCGGGAGCAUGUUCGCCAUAUUCGAUGUCCUGCAGGCCGAGAAUGAGUCACUAGAGACGGAGCGGCGGGAGUCGUUUCGAGCAGUAAACCGAAGCCAACGAAAGUACCAUAACUUUGUUGAGUACCAGCUUAACACUGCGCUUCAAGUGCGUGGCGUCGUGGAGGUGUGCUGCUCAUGA